This is a messenger RNA of Zootoca vivipara (common lizard), 3250 nucleotides long. It is a transcript of the gene C2H6orf136, whose product is annotated as chromosome 2 C6orf136 homolog. Lineage: Eukaryota; Metazoa; Chordata; Lepidosauria; Squamata; Lacertidae. The record is from RefSeq and is a predicted model, not a curated record.
CGGGGGCCCGCCAAGAGGGCGCCUGCGUACGCCUUCCUCCUUCAGCCCAAGGAGACUACGGCACUACGCCUGCGCAUUUGGAGGAUCCCCUGCCGGCGCAGGCGCCGUGACUUCGCCGGCUGCAGCGGGCGCUUUCUGAGGCGAGAGGCGUUGGGCUGGAGGUGGGGAGCCGCCCUGUGUCCGCGUUAUGUACCAGCGGAGCCGGGCGAUGGCCGGGCGCCUGGGGCCUCGGUGCCCUUGGAGGUGGGGAGGAAGCGGCGGCGGCAGGCUCCGGCUGGGCCAUGGCGACUCGGCACGAUGCUGUUACCGGGCACGGCCGAAGGACCUGGAUGGCUCAUGGGACAAACUACCUCCAGGGCUAGUCUCUUCCGGUUCCAUAGGACCGACAUUCCACUCCCUCUUCCCCAAGAACCCAUCGGAAGUUCCCACCGUCCUGUCUGCACCUCCUGGGGACAACUUUGCCAUUAUCAACAGUACGAAACUGAAGACCAGCCUUUGCCCGCCGAUGCGCUAUCUAGAGACUAGGGUCCUUCCCCACCCUGCUGUGCUUUCCCCACCAGAGGGCAUGGAGGGUGCCAUCACGCUGGUGAAUGGGAGGCAAGAGGAUGACAUUGCGGUGCAAGAGAGCGAAGGGCUGGACGGUGCCUCUUUAGACUCUCUGCACAGCCUUUUCCACGGCUGGCAGUACCGAUCGCCUUACCAGGCUUCAGAGGUAGCACUGGGGCCCCUUGCACCUUUCAGGGCUACUACCGGGACUCCCUCCCCAGUGAGUUCUCCAGAAAGGGAUGACCCCAGCAUGGAAGAGCAUCUUGCAGUCAUGCAUCAGAAACUACGGAAAGAGUUACCAUACUUCUUUUUGAAGACCCACGACUAUGGAAUCUACUCCCAGGAAGUAGAGUUCAUCAAUGAGAUUCUGCAUAUGAGAACACGCGGCCGAACCAUGUACCAGCUGGCGCUGACCUUCUGCCGUUUCUUGGCUUGGAACUACUUUGCCAAUCUGCACAUGGAGGUGCUGAAGGUGACACAGCACCCUGAGAACUGGAGCAUCCAAGCCCGGUGGCGGAUUAAAGGGCUGCCUUUCCAUGUAUUCCUUUUGCGCUUCUACAAGAGGGAUAAGAGUGAGCUGUACAGGACCUAUGAUGCCUAUUCCACUUUCUACUUAGAUUCACAAGGGUUGAUUAAGUGUCACAGGGUAAGCAAGCUCAUGCCAUCCCAGCCUCCCCUGAACAAGUUGAAAAAGCUUGUCGUAGCCUCGUUGUUGGGCCUGGGGCUGUCAGAACAGAAGCCGUCGCUGCUCUUGCUGUCAUCAAUUCUGGCUGGCAAGCAGCAGGAAGCACCACUAGGUUGUAGAGAUAGCUGAAGUCCAGCGCUCUCACUAGUCAUGUCUCUCAGCUCAUUGACAAUAUCUGUGUGUGGCCGGCACGAUGCCACUAGUGGCUCAUUGUGUAUCGGUGUUGCCUCUCUAUAAAUAGCGUGGGCUUUGCCUUCCAUGUGGCUAUGCUGUCAAUUGCACCAGCAAGCGCUGUAUAAAGAUGGUUGUAAUUUAAUCUGUACAUAAUAAAAGGUUUAUGUUGAAAAUAUGUCUGGGCGAAUAAAGUGGGUCCAUCGUGGAAGCACAACUUGCACCUAAACUACUGAUUCAGAACAGAGGCCCCCGAUUCGCAACACCCUUUUCAGCAGCAUGAAAAGGCGGUCCCUGUUUUGGCAGUCUUUCAGGGCACAUGCAGAUGUCUUUCAGAUGCCGAUGGUCACUGCGGAGGAGGCGAAUCACAGCGAUGGGGUUGGUGCUGUGCAUCCUCUCUUAGCAGCACUUUAUAAAGAUCGCCAUGAAAUGAGGAAUGCCUCUAUGGAUCAAAGUGCUUGCUGAGAAGGGACGGAAUCGAGGCAUAUAAUGUGCAAACAAUUUUUCAUAAAGGGUGGCUUGUCUUCGCAAGAGCUUCUUUGCACUGAAAACAGAGCCGCAUGAAAAUUUUGUCCAGCGCCAAUUUAGACUUAUGGUUGAUUUUAUACCGGUAUUGCAUCUUAAAAAUCAUUAUAAGGAUGAUUGUAUUAAUCAAGACAAUUCCUUUGUUGGGCUAGAAAAGUGAUUAGUAUAAAUAUAAGCUGCCAGUUACCUAACUUAGACACAACUUCCAUCAUCCCUGACCAUUGGCCAUGCUGGCUAGAGCUGAUGGGAAGAGAGUCCAACAGCACCUGGCAGGCCACAGCUCAGUCACCCUUGGCUUAAGAGAAACAGAGAAGUAGUUGACACUAUAAAUCAGAGGUUUUCAAUCUUGUUGAGUCCAUGGCUCCCUUGACCAACAACAUUCUUUCUGCGGAGCCCCUGAGGGACUCAGGAGCCCAGUUAUGUCACCUCUUGCCUGCAGAGCUGGCUGCCUCUCACCCUUUUUUGAACUCUUCCCCUCUCUUUGGGAGUCCUCCAGGCAGCUGAUGCUGCCGUCCCUGGUCUCUAAAGAGGUGCCACCUCACACUGCUCCACAGGGGUCUAGGAAGCGCCUCCUGGCCAGCCCCAGAGGCACCAUUCGCUUGGGGUGAUUGUAGCCAGGGGUGCUGCAACAAACAGCUUUGACAACCUUUGGGGGAGGUAGAGAUGCAAGAGGGCAUCAGAGGGAAGGAAAGGGACAGAGGUAGGCCAGUAUUGCCUGCGAUACCCCUGACCAUCAUUCAAGGCACCCCAGGGUGCCACCGCACACUGGAUGAAAACCACUGCUAUAAAUAAAAAACCUAUUUCCGAUUUCUCUGCAACACAUUUCUUUAUCAUACAUAGGGUUUUUCCAACUAUAGCUAAAAACAAGGCAGGCAUUCCAGCUUCCUGUAGCAACAUUGUAGAUUUUGUAUUGAGUACAGGCACAGCAGAUUUUACAUUAGUAAAUUAGCUAGUACAAUCUUUGGGAGGCUUCAUUGAGGUAUGGUGUCACAUGUCACAAUUGUGUGAGCACAGAAGGUGGUACUGUGAAAUAGUCUUAAGAAUGUCAGCUUUCUUUUUGCUAAAGAGAAAAUGUUAAUCUUAAUGAUUGCAAAAGAUGCUUAAAAAUGUCACUAAGGCAUCCUGAAGCUUAAAAUGAGAGGUGUUGUCAAGCUUUCCAAGGUUUGGAAGCAGAAUGUCAGUGUCCUAAAGAGUUUAACUUGUGGUUUAGCUAGUCAGGGGGAAGCAGAGUAAGUUGGAGAAUAAGAACAUAUUUACAUAUCACUUAAUUAUUUCCAGCAUUCAUUUGUUCUUGAGAGAAUUUUAACUUUAUAGUGGCACAGA